AUGGAGAAUCCAACCACUACGCAUUUUAAGGCGGCAAAGAGAAUUCUUCGCUACCUCAAAGGUACGCUCAACUACGGCCUAUUCUAUUCAAAUACUCAUGAUUAUAAGCUUGUUGGCUAUAGUGAUAGCGAUUGGGCUGGAGAUAAUGAUGGCCGCAAGAGUACGAGCGGGUUCGUGUUUUUUAUGGGAGACACUGCUUUCACCUGGAUGUCCAAGAAGCAACCCAUAGUCACGCUAUCAACGUGUGAAGCUGAAUAUGUGGCUGCUACAUCCAGUGUUUGCCAUGCAGUUUGGCUACGGAGUUUACUGGAAGAGCUUGGAUGGCCACAAAAGGAGCCAACAACUAUUUGUGUGGAUAACAAGUCGGCAAUCGCGCUCUCAAAGAAUCCGGUUUUUCAUAAUCGAAGCAAGCACAUAGACACUCGCUUCCACUAUAUCAGAGAAUGCAUUGCAAAGAAGGAGGUUCAAGUGGAGUAUGUAAAAUCACAGGAUCAAGUUGCCGACAUUUUUACCAAGCCGCUCAAGUUCGAGGACUUCGCCAAGUUCAGAAAUUUGCUCCGAAUGAUAAAUCAAGUUUAA
This is a messenger RNA of Salvia miltiorrhiza (redroot sage), 579 nucleotides long. RefSeq names its product secreted RxLR effector protein 161-like. The coding region runs from base 1 to 579 and encodes 192 amino acids. The transcript has a single exon. Lineage: Eukaryota; Viridiplantae; Streptophyta; Magnoliopsida; Lamiales; Lamiaceae. The record is from RefSeq and is a predicted model, not a curated record.